Molecule: messenger RNA, 703 nt
Organism: Staurois parvus
Lineage: Eukaryota; Metazoa; Chordata; Amphibia; Anura; Ranidae
Source: the annotation of a GenBank genome assembly
ACGGGGCCCCCUACUGACCCCGGGCCCUCGGGCAGUGCCCAAGUUUCCAAAUGGUCAGUCCGCCCCUGUUCACCACCCACUAGAUCAGUGGUCUCCAAUGCAACCUGUCAGUGUCCAUCAUGCCAGCUGUCAGUGCUCAUCAGUGCCAUGUGCCAGUGCACAUCAGUGCCACAUCAAUGCCACAUAUCAGUGCCUACCAGUGCACAUCAAUGCCACAUAUCAGUGCCCAUCUGAGCUGCCUUUCAGUGUCACCCAUCAGUGCCAGUCAAUGCCACCUAUCAAUGUCAAUCAGUGCCACCUAUCAGUGCUGCCAAUCAGUGCCGCCUAUCAGUGCCAGUUAGUGCCGCCUAUCAGUGCGCCUCAGUGCCCAUCAGUGCCUUCUAUCAGUGCCAGUCAGUGACACCUAUCAGUGCCAGUCAGUGCCGCCUAUCAGUGCCAUAUAUCAGUGCUGCCUUUCAGUGGCCAUCAGUGAUGCCUGUCAAUGCCCAUCAGUGCCACCUACCAGUGCCUCCUCAUCAGUGUCCAUCAGUGCCACCUAUCAGUGUCCAUCAGUGCAGCCUAUCAGUGCCCAUCAGUGCAGCCUCAUUAGCGCACAUCAGUGAAGGAGAAAAAUCACUUAUUUAUAACAUUUUAUAACAAAAACUAAGAAAAAACAUUUUUUUUUUCAAAAUUUUCUGUGGCUUAUGGUUUAAGAAAAAAUUAA